UGUGGAGUGGUUACGAAACCGUCAGCUCCAAUGCAGCCGGCUAGAUGGCCUUGAUGACACGCGAGGCUUGGGGGUUGCAUGGCGGGGAGUUAAUCCGCCCACGGCCCAGCCAGCCUUGCGCUUACAUUGGAGCUCAGUUCUUGACAUCUCAGCCUUGCCUUCUGUUCAUAUACCAACCAACUUCCUCUUCACGUACAACUCAUAGCCACCUUACCUCCUUACAACCGCCUUACUUUACGACGACCUCCUCCACACCGACCUCACGCCCUACACACAACCCCCACCAUGGCGACCCCCCAAAUCCACACCUACCACUGCGCCUGCACCUCCCUCCUCCUCGCGACAACAACCCCCCUCCCCUCCCUCCCCCGCCGCGCCACCUCCCUCGACCGUGCGACCAUCCUCCCACUGCACUCUGACGCCCACCCUCCCUCCGCCACAAUCCCUCACACAACACUCCUCUCCAUGACGCCCGACCGCCGCAUCACGACCAUCCGCCGCGAAGACGGCUUCGAGAAGCGCAUCCUUUGGAGGUGUGGGCGCUGCCGUGUUGUGGUGGGGUAUGAGCUUGACCCGUCGCAUUUUGAGGCUCCGACAACAGCUGUAGGUGGGGAGGCGGAGGAGGGAAGCAGUGCUGCACCAGAGAGUGGGGUAGCGAAGGUGUUGUAUAUCCUUCCUGGCUGGGUUCAGAGCACCGAGCACAUGGCAUCUGGGAAGAAAAUCGGCGAACAGGGCGCCGUGCUAGAAGGUGCACAGCUAGGUGUUGCGGCGUGGGAAUAAGCAGGUGGGAUUCUGGAAGUCGGUAUGACUGUACUAUGAGCAUUGCGGGCGUUAAAAACCAUGGGUUUGGGAUUCACAUAUCAAGGGGAAUACAGAAGCACAGUUUUGUUCUAGUCAAUCGAUUGCUCUAUGAUGCGAGCCGCAAUAAGGCAAAAACUA
Molecule: messenger RNA, 939 nt
Organism: Pseudogymnoascus verrucosus
Lineage: Eukaryota; Fungi; Ascomycota; Leotiomycetes; Thelebolales; Thelebolaceae
Exons: 1
Coding region: 286-780 (164 amino acids)
Source: RefSeq, a predicted model, not a curated record